Molecule: messenger RNA, 15534 nt
Organism: Equus caballus (horse)
Lineage: Eukaryota; Metazoa; Chordata; Mammalia; Perissodactyla; Equidae
Source: RefSeq, a predicted model, not a curated record
ACACCACCAGGCCAGCCCCUGAAUAUAGAUUUUUAAAACGGGUACAAUAAAAUUUUUAAAUUUUACUUAAAAUAUCACUGAUAAUUAUUUUCGGUAGUCAUAUUGUUUUUAUUUUUCUUUUGAAAGCAAAUAGAAUACUAAUACUUGACAACUCCACAUUUAAGAGUUGGCAGUAUUGCACCUUGUAUUUAAAAUGAAGUCUGACUUUUCAGUUGUUGUAACAUAUAGUGAAUGGUGGGUUUUGAGUGGUCUCGAAUAUAUGUCAAGUGAUGGUUCCCACUUCUUUCUGUUAAUAGUGUUUCCUACCAGUAAAAUUAGCCAGUUAAAAACACUGAAUAUAUUCAGAGAAUUACAUAAUAGGUUAAUAGGAUCUAUGUUUACUGUAUAGCCCACAUUCUGAUUGGUUGGUUGGUUGUUGUAAAAUGAUGACAGCAAAUAUCUGCCUCACUUAUCUUGUAGAAAUGUUAUGAGGACAAUUUUUAUAGUAUCUGAAGGGAUAUUUUGAGUCCAUCAGAAGGAAGACACUGUAAAAAUGUAAUGAGGUAAUACAUAUUCUCAUUAUCAUUUUAGAAUUUAAGGCUAUCAUUUAUCUUAAAACUGUUAAUGAUUAUCUUAAUCCUAUAGGAGUGAAAAAGCAUUUGCAGAAAUAUUCUCCCUUCCAUUUUCCUGUCCCUAAUUCUAGUUUUAAAUAACAAAUGACUUAAUUAUUCAUGUUUUCCUAUGUUCUCUGUGAUAUUGAUAAGGGUCCCAAAAUAUUACACAGAAACCAGGUCACAGGAAGAUAGAAAAUAUAAUGAAGAAAACAAAAGGAAAACCAGUAGUUGAAAGAAAAAUGUUCAGUAGGACGUAGAAAUCUGGAAACAGUAAAGCUGAAAGCGACAUCGGGGUAGCAGUAAAGGUGAAAUUAGAAAUGAUCUUGUAUGGUGUGCUGCUCCCCCAAAAACAGCUAAUAGGAUUUUUGGCUCUGUACGAGGAGACAUUCCCCCAAGGUGAAAGGAAAGCACAAAAUGAAUGUUUGAAAACAGACAAGGUUACAGAGCAUUGACAUCUUCUGACAUCUUGCAAGUCUGAACACAGCCUGCUUGGUUGGCACGUAGCUGACAGGCUGCUCUUUGCCAGACUGGUUCUAACUGGGGCUAGGUUUGGGUAAGUGCUGCUGCUGAGGCUCCUGUACUUUCAGCCCUCCCAAAUGUGCUUCUUAUGCGCCACUCUGGGUGUGAGCAUUCAGUCUGCAUGCAUUCAUUCAGCAAGUGUUUACUGUGGACCAGAUAUCGCUCCAGGUGCCAGGGACAGAGUAAUGAAUUACAGCUGAUAAAGAUCCCACAUGGAGCUUACGUUCUAGUAAGGGUGACAGACAAGAUAAAUAAGGAAAGUGUAUGUAUGUUAGAUAAUGGUAAAUGGUAGGAGAAAUAUAAAGCAGGAGAGAAGACCUGAAGUAUGUGUAUUUGGAGGGGAGGAUUUGAAUUAUUAGAGAGGUGGCCAGAGAUGGCUUUGCUGAGAAGAUGUCAUUUCUAGGACAUUCCUUCUAGUCAGAAUUGCCGCCACCUCCCACUAAUAAAGACAGUAUUUGCCUGUCUGUCUUUAGAGAUCUUUUUCCUGGACUUUAGGGUACGUGCUCAGUUCUGAAAUGUGUGCCGUUAUUCCUUCCAGCAGUCUCUUGUUCUGGAUCCUUGAAAACCUGCCUUUCUCAUCAGACCCACUUUACCAGUCCUCUAAGGCUUAUGGUAACCACAAAGCAUAGUUACCAGCAAGUUAUUAAGAUUAUUCCACUCUUCCUGAAGCGACUCAGAGAGAAAAGUGUAACACGUGUACAGCCCUCUGGGGCUCACAGACAAGGCUGCUUAUGUCCGGAGGUGAAUGGACAGAGCCUCUCCUGGCUGACCUGAAGGGUGAGGGGAAAUCAGUCUUUUGACACACCUGUGGUCACUUUACACCAGACACACAGGAUGGAAAACUAUUCCACAGCUUCCUUUUCCCACCUACCAUUAAAGAAACACCUGAACCUAGAUUCACUCAGACUCUGAGGUACAGAUGUCUGAUCCUCUCAACGUGUUUCCUCCCAGAACUUUUAUCCAUCUCAUUUUUCCUCACCCUUGUCAUGGUUUGAGACAGGCUUUUCUCUAUUAUUUCGGCUCACCUAGAACACUUGAUGUAAAUCAGGGCACCUCAAAAUUAGAAAGAUAACAGCAUAAUUAUUGAAAAAAGAAGAAAGGAAAAAGAAAAAAAGAACCAUAGUAGUGGUCUUAGGAGUUAAGAAUUAAACUUGAAAACUUACUAUAUUUAGAUAAUUGUUUCUUGUUUCUGGAUUUAGAAGAAGGGAGCCAUUGAUAACCUGUACCUAGCUGUCAAGCCCCAUUUCUCCACCAGAACAGAAAUUGGAAAAUUAGCAAUUUCUAGGUGAAUUUGAAUUGUAGAAAACCUGCUAAUGUAACUUUAAUUUUUCUUUAUUUAAAUAGUCCAGAUUGACUGUUUACACUGACUUAACUUACUGAAUAUUUGCUAAAUAUUCACUUCACUUUAUUGCUGAAAAUAUGUCUUGAUGAAAUGACACUAGGGAGUUCUCUCUCUUCUUUGUUAAUGAAUAAUCGCUUCCUUCUAAAGAUAGCAAUGAAAAAUCAACAGUAAUUUCUUCUAGAGUGUGGUGUCAUUCAGAAUGUGUAGACAAGUUGAGUUGUCUAAUAUAUUUUUAGCCACAGCUCAAAUUACUUAAGUGAUUGAAAAUCUCUACUUUGCUUUGUAAACAGACCUUAAAAUUCAAGGCAUAUUAGAUAUAUGAUGCUGGACCACUUUUUGACUACACAUACUGCUCAAGAAUUGUGGCAUUCCUCUUUCCAUUCAAAGGAUAUAUAUUCUAAUCCUUUAAGUGAUGUUUUCAUUAACUAAAUAGCACUUUUCAGGCAGUUUUUGUUCAUUACUGUAGAAUUGGCCUUGUAGCUGUUAUUCAUCGGGUAGUUUCCCUAUUCGUUGUUCUGUGCUACCUUAUAAUUAUUAGUUAAUAUCAGGGGUGAGUAUUCUAAAAGUUGACCACCAUAAGUUCCUGUGUUUUCAGUGAAUCAUUCAUUAUAAUUAGCUGGAAUCAGGAACUCUGGGGAAAUAACUGAUUAGAGAAUCAUUUAAAAUAACCUAUCUAAAUCUGUGAUGUUUGUGUAGAUCACCAAUAUUUGCCCUGAUUAUGUGUACUUAGUCAGGUCCAAUAUUAUCUGUGAUUUUGACUCUCUCAGUUUUCCAGUAAUCACAGCGAAUGUAAGUAGUCUCACUCCAGAAAUCUCACUUUAAAAAAAAAUUAAAAAUAGCCACCAUGUUUUUUACAGCUUUCUGAACCAAUUUGUGAAAAAUCCUUCCAAGAAUUUGGCAGUAAAGGUGACAACUCUCCUUUUACUCAACUAACUCUUCCCUUUAAAGAUAAAAAAAUGUAAAACUAAUUAUUUUUGGAGUGCUUUUGGAUAAAUAACAAAAUAAUACGAACUUGCAUUUGUACUUGAAAAUUAUGAGUUAAUUUGGAAUAACUACUGUUGCUGUCCCCAUAGCAGUGUCUCAUAGCUCUUAAUGCUGUGUCCUAAUUAUUGGGAAAGUAAGUUGAGGACCAGUGAUAGCUGAGGCAGGAAUACCAUACAUUAAGUAUUGACCUCCCUUCCCACGACUGUCUGUGCCUCACUUGUCCUCUCUUUCUCUUUCCCUCUGUCAAGUCUGUCUGGGUCACUGUUCUUGAUGGCUCGCUCUGUCUGCAUAUUGCUCUCUGACUCUCUUUCUCAUCUGGUUUAGUCUCUAUGUUUGACUCUUUUCGUACAGUUUUUGCUUCCCUGUCUUCCUGGCUUCCAGUCUCCCUGACCUAGAGACUCAUUGUCCUGCAGCCUCUAGAAUCUCAUCUCCCCCAGCCCGAACCCUGCCUGCCCCUGUCUGACCUGUGUGGUUUGCCUGGGUCCACUGCCCUUCACUUCUCUUUGACUGCCUGAUAUGUGCCUCCCUCAAGCCACAAGGUCUCCGCUCUUGCCCACACAUUCCCAGUCUGCUCCCAUCUACACACCUUCCCUGCCUGCUCUGUCUGUCUUGUCACAAGACAUCAAGUUACCAGUGGUAAAUCUGUCUGCUGGCAAAAAUACCCCCAAAACAUUCAUCUUCAGAUAAACUGCAUUGCUUUCUAGAAGUGAUUCAGAGCAUCUAAAAUAAAUAUUCUUUGGUACUAAAAUGAAAAUUCCAAGUGAACAUUAGGCACCAUAGAUAGGCGAAAUAUUUUCUAUUUAUAAAAUCUCAAGAUGGUCUAAGUUGAUUAUCAGCACUCUAAAAGCAGGGGUUUAUUUUUUAAAGUUUUUGAACCAUCGUAUUCUUUAAACUAUUGUCCUUCUUUACAGGAAAAUAGUUUUAUUUGAUGACAAAUUUUGAGAAAUAAUUUGUGUGGUCAAUGACUUCAGUUUUUAAGUAUUAAAAUUAACUGAUAUAUGUUGUCUAUUUUUGAGAAUUGGUGCUAGUAUUUCUGCCUAUAUUGUCUGUUAAUAUGCCCUUAAACCAUAUGGGUCUCACCCCAAGUAUUCGAUAUGUUAUACCAGUAAAUAAAGCACUCAUAUGCCAGCUAGUUUACAGAUGUUUUGAAUAAUCUCAUGGCACAAUCCUUGACAGAAUUCAAUUGUAUUACAUAAUUUCUUAAUUUCUAAAAUACUAUAGAAGUUACCUGUUGAAAAUUUGGGCAAAGAAACAUAAACAUCAUUUAAAACUUUGUAUAGCAAUGAUCUCUAUAAAUGAGACUUUUGUAAGAGACCCUAAGUUAAAAUUUUCUAAUAACCUUCUAAAAUCAAUCUUGGCUUAGAGAUUCUUAUAUUUUUAGCUAAUAUUUCAGUUGUUCUUUAAAAGCAGCAUGAAUUAUUUCAGAUUUUUACUUUUAUUUCCUUUUAAUAAAUUGCCUUCAAAGAAAUUUAGUCUUCUUUCUAUUUUAAUUUAUGUUGCAAAGUUACCAUACCUUUCCCGCUUAGUUUCCAGAGGGAAAGUGGCUAAAUUUAAAAUAAGGCAUUGUUAAUUGAAGGCCACAAAUACAAAUGAUUAAAUAUAACCAAUAUGUGGGAAGGCUAUUUGUGGAAGCAGAGGAUAUGCAGUUUAUAGUGGAAAACACAGUCUUCCAUAGCCGUUGUGGUGCGGCACUUCUCUUAUGAAGGGAUAAUCCUCCAGUGUUAUUUGGUUUUGCUUUUCUUCAGAAACAAUAUCAAGCAUGUAAAAUCCACAUAGGCAGCAAAGCUUAAAUUUUAGAAAAUCCAAAUUUAAUUAUUUUUACCAGUUAAUGGAUUACUUUAAUAAAUUUGUUUCCCCUAAAAUUUGAGCCUGAUUCCACAUCUUACCCCAAAUUUGAGUUAGUCUUGGUUCUCUUGAGGAAAGAAACUAACUGUAAAUAUUUUUACUUCCAAUUCCACAAAGAUUAUUCAGCAUUUAAUAUGUACUAGGCACUAGUCUAGACUCUUAAGGGUAUAAAUAUUGCUGGCCAUGACUCUUGCCACUCAAGGAGCUCAGAGUCUCCUAGAAAGAAGUCUUCUGUUUAUUGCAAAGGUUCUCUUUGUUCCUAAUCAUAGGAUGAUCAUUGAAAUAAGUGGGGUAGGGAGGAACGUUAAGGACUUAUGAACUCAUUCAGGACCAAUGAGUACCUCUUACUUCACUGGCACCCGGCUUUAUUAGAUGGUACCCCACUGCUAUCUAAGAGUUAAUGCAUCUUCUGAAAGUAUCCCCCUUCCUUCCACACUGUUAUGAGACUUUUUACUCUAGAUACAUGUUCCAAAUGAAUAGGUUACUUGUCAUUUCAAACUCUUUAAUGGUAGUAAUUCAGCAGUUAUGAAGAAGAGCUUUGGAUUUAUCAUGAUGGUGGGAAAUUUGUAUUCUCCCAGAAAUGUGGAAAAUUAAUUCUAUAAUAUGGCCAGAUGAAGAUCCACAAUCACACUGUCUACAAAAUGGGGGAUAAUACUCGUACCAUCUUACUGGGUUACGGUUAGAAUUAAGUGAACUAAUCCGUAUAGGACUAUUAAUAUAGCACCUGGCAUAUAGUUAGGACUCAGUAAAUACAGGUGGUCUUCCUUUUGCACAGUUCCAAUAUAUACAAAUUUCUGUUAACAUAGUUUAGUUAAAUAAUACCAAUCCCCUGAAAACAAGGUUUAAAUUACAGUUACUGCAAUAUAUUAACUGUGAAUGAUUGCAUUAAGUACAAAUCUCUAUGUAAAUAACAGAUGCACAUCAUGAUCAGUGGCCAAUCAUAUCACUUCUUUCAAAAUCUGUUACUGACCGAUCACGUCAUAUCUGGUAUUCAGUUCAUGCACAGAUAGUACUCUCUUCCAUUUUACAAAAAUGGAUGAUCAAAAGAGAAACUUGGCCAACAAAGAUGAAAGUGCAGCAAAGACAUGAAAUGCUGGAAGUGAAAUUGGAAACUCUUUGUGACGAAAAAGAUGAAGAUGUCCCAGAGGAAGUGAUGCUAACAGAAAAACCCUUCACAUCAAAUGAACUCUCAGAGAUAUUUCACGACACUGGGAGUGCGAAGGAUAAAAUGUUGGAAGCUGAUCCAAACUUAAGAAAAUGACAAUUUGCCAAGGCAUAGAAAAGAUUUGCUUGUACCAUAUCGUAAGUUAUAUGAUGCGAAGGCAAGCACCAUUCAAACUACCCUUAAUAAGUUUUUUACAAAGAAAUAAAGCAUUUUAAUUCUCAGUGUUUCUGUUUUAAAUUACAAUGUACUAAAUAAAGUUAGUUUUACUAUUUUUUCAUUCCCCCAAUCAUUUUUAGCUGACAGUACGAGGAUUUUUAACAUUUUGACAAAAAAACACUUAAGGUCACAGAACAGUCAUAGUUUUUCCCAUUGAUUAUUGUGGAAUUAUUCCAUGGUUUCUGCUUGUAUGGUCAUUUUUAUAGUCCCACACUACCAUACAAAGCAAGGACUUCCUAUAGUUAUCAGUAUUAGAAAUUAUUUGUUCAACAAGUCAAGUACUAUAGUUUUAGAGAAAUCACUCCUUGCCUUUCAAUAUUUGAGAAUUUACAACUUUCUGUAAUUUCUCUCCUGCUUCUGUCUUUGUAUUUCUAGAUUAUCUAAGUCCUGAUUCUAGUCAUGUCUUGUCAUAGGGUUCCUCUCAGAGAUUCCCACUGUAUCUUCUACAGAAGUACAGUAUUUAAACACCUAAAUUUUCCUAUUCUUUAGUAUUCUACCUUAUUUCUUUAUUCUCCUGAAUCUGCUUAAAUUGCAGUGACGCUUUCCCCUUCAUUCUUCCUGCUAAUGUCCUAUUCGUCCAUCCUCCCCUUCAACCCCUGAAAGCCUAUCAGUUCUUUAAUACAUUGUCUUCCUUUCAAAAUGACACCUGCCCUAGAACAUAUCCUUCUGAGAAACUUCUUUAAAUUCAUUAGUUUCUUCCUUACAUUUCAUCUACAUUUCUGUCAAUCAUAAAGGAUAAUGUCUUUCUUGAAUUUAAAUUAUUACAAUAAAUUCUAUGUAAGCAAAAUGUAAAAUUCUAGCUGGAAGCCCAAGUUAACACUUGCCAAUGAUGUCAUGAUUGGCAACAAAAUAAAAAUUAAAAAUAAAUUCUGUCCAUUUUCACUAUGAACCCUUUUGUACUUCUUGAACCAUGUGACUGUAUAGUUGAAUAUUCAAAAAAGUAAUGAGUGAAAUUUACAUUAAAUAAAUAAUGAUAAUUGAAAUCACGCUUUCCAUUUUCCACUCACAGCUAGUUUGAUAUAAUUGCUUACUAGAGUUCAGAGGCUUUCAGAAGAUGAAACCUUUAUCUGCCUGAUGUUAUCCACACACACAUAGAGUGAAAAGCAGGCUUCUGGGAGCUGCAGUGGACUCUAGACCAAUAAAUGUGGAUUUGGGCAUGAGUCCUUUGCUCAGAAGAGAGCCUUGAUAGCCUGGUUGGUUCUCUUUAAGACCUUUGGAAUCAUAGUGAGGUGACUUUGGAAGAGGAUUCAGUUUUAUCAGCUGACUUAACUGUCUCACUGUCUAAAGCCAAGAGCUUUGUCAGGUCUAAAAUGCUAACAGUUUUCAAUUUACACGUUCAGAUAAAGUUACUAUACUGGAACUUACAAUUUUAAGUCUGGUACUACGUCUUGAAUUUUCCAUGGUCAUUACUGCAUUUCAUAUUACCUAAUACAAGUGUUCAUUUUUCCAAAAAAGGUGUGUCUCUCUUUGGCUUGUUUCAGUUUAUAGAUUCUUAAAGAGAUUCCAGGGAAAUUCACAGAGGCCCCAAACUUAUAAUGGUAAUGGCACUGAUAUCAAUCAAUUUGGAAUCUCUUUAACAAAAAAUAAUUCUCACAGCACCUAAAAGAGUUCUCUCCUGUAAACACAUUCUAUUCUACUUCUCAUUUGCUUCUCUGAGCCCAUGUCACAUCCUGAAUUUCUGGUUUCACUGGUCGUAAGCUGUCGUUUCUGUUAGGUGUAUUUUACUAUACAAUAUAAUGGAAAUAUUUUUGUUAAACAAGUUGUGUGUUCCCUGCUCUAAAGUGUAAGCUGAGUACAAAUUUGAAUGUAGAAGACAGUGAGUGCACCAUGACUAGAGUAAUCAAUGCAAGAACAUCUUUAAAGCUUUUCUUCUGUAACAAGGGCAAACUCAGCUAAAAAGUUUGUUUAAAUCCUGCUCGGCAUAACAAGAACCUUUAAACUUUAUCUGUCUGUGACUAUCUAUGAAUACACCUGACUCAUCACCUGGUGCCUUUCAACUCAGCACUCCUCACCUCAGCUGCUCUUCCUGCCUCAUCCAGAUAUUUAAAAUUCUUUGAGGACUUCUUGUGAAGGCUGUAGGGUUUUUAUGCUUAAUAUUACUUUAUAGGACAGAAACUUCGUAGUUCAUGAAUAUCACAGAUCUAUAAAAUGAAAUGGAAGGAUUUUCCCUAUAUACUGUAAAUCUCUUUGUAAUCUCUGUGUGGUUGUGUCAUAUCAGAAGCUUUUAUUUCUAAGCAGCAAUUAUAUCAGAGCAGUGUCAUUUUUAAGUCCUUCAUAAUCUGAAACGAGGAAAUUCUAUGUUGGCAGCUCUACUACAUUCCAGUUUUUCUCUACAUAUUUUAUAGGAGUAAAAACAUCUCGUGUUGCUGUUAUUCACAAAUGGCUGUCCUUUUGCCCAUGCUCUUGUCCUCUGUUAUCCCCUGUGCAGAACAGUGCUAUUGCUAUCUAUUUUGUAAUAUCUCAUAGAGCAAUAAAUGAUUCUAUUUAGUGAUGACAUUGAUUUGAUUAACUCCUUGUCCAUGUUAUUACAACUUUAAUGUUGUUCUUGUGUGUACAUUACCUUCAGGUAUCAGUUUGUCUAACUGCAUAACUUGUCUUUGAUGUUUCACUUUGUCUUACACAGUUUUCUACUUAAAAAUCUCCACAAUGGAUUAACAGUUUAAUCAUUUCAGUGUAUUCUGAGGUAGUUUUCAGUUAACUAAAUUGUCUUAAUGUGUGGUGUUAACGCUUUCACUGUGAGGUGGGCGGCGUCAUUCCAUACAUACUCAGCUGCCACAGUUUUGCUGGAUUCCUGACUUUGGUCCCUGACUAAUGUGGUUCUGAGGACCUACACUUGCUCUGCUGCUGACAGUGCCCUUAUGCCCUGAUGUCUGGCUGGUGCUAAGUUACUAGAACACCUGCAGAGUGGGGAAACUAUCAAAUUAGCAUCACGUAGUCUGCCUUCUCCUCUCUGUUUGACUUGUACCUCAUUCUUAGAUGUUCUGGUCUAGUCUGUUGAUUUAAUCACAUUCAAAAAGUGUGUUUUUUUGGAGACUCUGCUAGAGGAAUGAAACUUCUCAUAUAUUCUUGAACAAAGCCCUGACCUCCUUCUGGAGCGUGAGCAGCUUUGGGAGAGAUGCAUUUGGAGAAAUAAGGAAGCACGGACCACCUUCCUGGCCAGUGAGAUAAUUGAUCAACAUGAUGAUGUAAACCAAAGCCAGAUCUCCCUCACAUCCAGGUGUUUUUAUGCCCUUACUGUACUUGGAGCACUGUGGAUAGCUCAUGCAUUAGCACACUGUUUGGCCCAUAAGUACAAAAUAAAUGGUAUCUGUAAUGUCCAUUUGGGAGGUUCCAUAUGCCCCAGGUGGAGAGCUAAGACAUGAAACUCCAGCUGAUUGUUUAAGGCACCCAAUGUAUCUGAGUGGAAAGGCAGUAAGUUCAGAGCAGAGGGAGAUCACUGUGGUCCCGAGUGUUUAGGCAAAGCUUUCCCAAAAGAUGAAACUUGAACCAAGCCCUAUAAGGAUGUUUAUUAUUAACUUUGCCUCCACUGUUUCUUGCUUCUUCUCAUUAGUGGAUCUUGGCAGUUGCUUUUGCCAUCUUAGAAUGGGGCAUACUUAAGGAAAGCCUAAUACUAUAAAUCCUGAUACUUUGUGUAUUUCUGCUUAAAACUUAACUUCUCUUAAUUCCAAAGGGCCUAAUAAUAGAAAACUAGUAACUUCUCUUUGGGCAAAUGUGGCUGUCCUGCUCUCCUGACAGUUUCUCUUCUCCCAUAUUUAGAUUAUAAAUAUACAGGGCCUGGGACCAUGUGUUUCUUAUCCUUGCUUUGUAAUUCCCUAUGGAUAAGACUGGCCUGCUUCUUACAUUGUAAUCUAAUCACUUACUAAGAGGUCUCUGUAUUUGUUGAAGGUGAUGGAUUAGCCUUUCAAACACCCCAGCCCAGACGGUGCUGGUUGUCUUGGGCAUUCCCAUCACCUGCCUUCCUCUGAUCUCUAUUUCUGUUCCAACCAAAUAUGCUCCUGCUUUUUUUCCCUGAUCACUCCAUUCCCAUAGCACAUUACAUAUACUUUCAAGAAAAUGUCAAGACUUCCUUUAAAAAUAUGGGCUAUUUGUGACAGCACAUACGCAUAAACCAGGAGAUAGGCACAUUGGCGAAUGAGAUCUGAUCAAGUACAGACAGAACCUUAAUUGAGAGCACCCAAAUUAAUUUUGAAAACCAUCAAGUUAAUAUAGCCUUACUUUUUAGUUUAGUAAAUGUUUUUAGCUACUAUGUUUUAACUCAGUAAACAUAAUAAAGCUUUCCUCAAAUUCAGUUGAACUCACUCUUUUCCAAUUUACUGAAAACAUAUUUAUUCAACUAUUGUUUUUAGACAACUAAUGAACCUUUUCUCUGUGAUUCUCUUUUGCAACUGGGCUGGUUUCAAUAUGUGGGCCUUAACUGAUACAAUAGGUCCUUUAUUCCUCUUUGUGAUCCACCUUUCAUUCUGUUUCGCAGACGCUCCUUGGUUGCUUUGUAAUUUUGAAAAAGUAGCAUGUAGGCAUACCUGGCAAGAAUAGCUAUCAGCAAAAUGAUUCUUAAGUGAAAUUUUGUGUAUUGUAAAUUGUCUUUUCAUAGACUAUCAUCUUGAAACCUAACUCAAGGCAAAUAUGGCCACCUUUACCAUUAAUGCUGCAGAGAUUCAUUUAUUUGACAUUAAACAAAUAUUGACUUCCCACUGUGUGUCAGAUAAGUUCCAGGAGCUGAGAAUCUAGCAGUGAACCAGACAGACGAGGACCUUGCUCUUUACCAGCACACAUUCUAACUAGAGUUGUAGUGGAGAUGCAGACAACAAACAAAUGAUCAAUAACACAGCCUGUAGAGAUGACAGUUGACUUCCUGAUUCUUCUUUUUCUCUCUACCGUUGCUUCAAGGCCAUAUCUAAAACCUCAUUGCCUGUAAUGUUGAGAUGAAUUUACUCUCAUAAUGCUACUGCCCCCAUCUAGUAAGAGGUGUUUAAGGGCCUUGUUCUAGUGCAGGAGAGAAGGGAUGGAGAGGUGCCUGGGAGGGUCAAGUUUCUCAUUAUUAAACUGGAACUAAAUGUGCUUUGCUCUCAGAAUUGUAAAGGUAAGGAUUCAUUCACUCAUUCAGCAAACAUUUAUUGAGCAGCCUAUCAGUCAGGGUUCUAUUAUGUUCCAGGCUUUGUAACACCUACUGCAUGCUGUUAAGUACCUCACACUCUAGUUGGAAAGACAGAGACAUAAAAGAAAUAAUUACUGAUAAAUGUUAUCAUAAAAACAUACAUCAAGUACAAGGGGAGUAGCACAAAGCAGUAACUAACUCUGCCUGGGGGAAGGCUUCGCCAUAAGGUGACUUCUAAACUGUGUCUGAAAGAUGACUGGAAACACGGCAUGCUUCAUUUAUUCAGGAAAUGUUUACUGAGUGCCUUCUGUGAGCCAGGCACAGUUGUAGGCACUGCAGACACAGCAGUCAACUAGACACAGUCCCUGCUCUCUUGGCAGCAGAGAAACAGAUAAUAAACAUAUUAGACAAAUAAUUAUAUUAGGUGGUUAAUAAAAGGAACAGAGAGUGAUAGGGGGUGCUGUUUUAGAUAGAGUGAUCAAGGAAGGCCUCUCUAAUGAGAUAACAUUUGAGCAGAAUCCUGAAUGAUAUGAGAGAAUGAGACCAAGAAGCGCGAGGAAGCCAUUUCAGACAGAAGGAACAGCAUGAAUGAACAAAGGCCUAAUAGUCACGAAAAGCGUGGCAUCUUUAGUGCAAAGUGAGAUAUUCUCACUAAGCCUGGGGUAAGAUGGGGUGCAGGGAGUUGGGGAGAGUAUGGUAGAUGAGACUGGGAAAGAAGGAAGGAGGGGAGGGAGGGAGGGGCCAAAUGGUGAAAAGCCAUGUGUUCCAUACUCAGGAAUUUCAGCACUCACCUUGUUGAUUGGGGGAAGAGGAGUUAAAUUUUGAAAAAAUUUUAAGAGGAAAUGACAUGGUGAGAUUGUUGUUUGGUUUGGUUAGGUUUGGUUCAAUUUUUGGAAAUUACCUCUAGCAGCAGUAUGCAAGAUAUACUUGAAAGGAGAAGCAGAAGAAGUCAGUUACAAGGUUAUUAUUAUGUGGCCUGAAUUAAAACAGUCAAAUGAGGCUAGAGAGGAGAUGGUAGAGUUCAGAUGUUUUAGGAGACCCACUAUGUAAUAUUUGGUGCCCUACAGAGUAUGGGAAAGGUCAAGAACCAUUCCUAGGUUUGAGCUUGGGUGACCGAGUGAAUGAUGAUGCCAUUAACCAGCUCAAGGAGCCCUAGAGGAGUGGCAGGUUUAGAAGUACAGAUAAUGAAUUUGACUUGGGGCAGUAGGAAAUACAGAACUGGAAAUGAGAAGAGAAGUCAGAGCUGAAAUACAGAUUUGGCUGUUACCAGCAUUUCAUGGAAAUUUAAAAAGGAGGAGGAGCAAGAAGAGCAGCCAGCAUUGUAAGAUACUGCAGAGAAGUUUAAUAGGACGAGAAUUUUUAAAAGCCCAUCGGAUUUGACAGUUGGAAGGUCAGCGAUGACUUCAAGAUGACCAAUUUCAGUAGAUGUAGGUGGGGCAGAACUACAUCAACGUUGAGUUGGAGAGUGAAGGAGUAAGAGACUGGGAAUGUCCAACCAAGGUCACUGUCUUUCUGUUUUCCCAAAGCUCCUCCUUGAAAACUUUGAACCUGAAGUCAGAUCUUCUUCCCCCUCUCCCCUCCUUAGCUUUCUCCACCCAGGGCCUAGGACUCGAUGCCUGAGCUGGCGACAUGAUGGAGGGACAAAUAUUCUAAGAUCUUUGGGUCUCUGAUGGGAGAUGGGCCGGGGAUAGGGGAACCUGGUGUAGGUGAGUCAGGUAUUUAGAGAGCAUCUUCAAUGGGAAAUAGCCAGUCCAGAGACCUGUCUCCAGAGGGGGAGAAGGAUGGUACAUGUAGGUCUCUAUUGUGUGUGGAAACUCUAGACCUAGAAGCUAAGGUAGGAUGGAGAGCAAAGGACUUGAAAGAAAGAUGGAAUUAGUCAAGAAACUCAGUCAUAGGGAGAGAGUGGAAGCUGGCAAAGUGUGUGGGUGGGGGUAGAUCUGACAGUAAACUGAUAUUAACUAGAAAUUCAGGCAAGGAUGCUUAGGUUUCUUAGGGCACAGGGACUGAAGAGGUGCAAAGAAGGCAGUACUUGUGACCAUAAAGAUAGCAGUGAGGGGACAGUUGAUGAACUGAAGGGUAGUUCCCAGCAAUACCUGGCAUAUAGAUGUCGAACAGAUAUUUAUGAAGUGGAAAGGGAUGUUCAGAUUCUGUGGAGGAAAGGGAUUAGAUACCAGAGUUCCUGAAGAGCUGUAAGUAGAUGCCUAGGUUCCCUUCAGGGAAAGGAUGGAGGCAGUGACUCAGGGAUCCCAGACAACUUGGAGGUACAAAGCCCAAGAGGGAAACUUGCACCCCGGAGGGAGUUGGAAGCUAAGUUCAGAGUAGGGGACGCACUCCCUUAAGCCACGGGACGCAAGGAAUUGCCACUGAAUCUACCAGAUUUCUCCACCACCGCCUGUGCACACCCAUGGCCUCAAUUUCUCUCGCCUGCACCGCUAUCUCCGCCCACUGAGGGGCGGGGCUCGAGGGCAGGGCUGGUGGCUGUUGGAAGCCUCGAGAGCUGUCAGUUCCUACCAGACUCCCUGCUCCCGCUGGGGUGUGGUCUUACCCCAUGGCCAGUCACAGGCCCUCAAACUUCUCCCCACUGCCAGGCAGUGGCAGACGGGCUGACCCUCCCAUCUCAUUGAGCUCCCAGGCGGCCCCUGGUAGGCUGAUGGUCUGGCCAGGGGUCGGGCCAAGGGUCUGCCCGGGCCCUGGGGUGUGGAGGGUGCCCCUGGGUGCCCUGCUGUAUGAGUUCCUGGGCAGGAUGGCACCCUGCGGGCCCCAGCUCACAGCUGGCAGGGCGGGGGCCUGGUUCCCGGGCCCCUCCGAGGCCGCCUUCCCCGGGCCAUACAUCGUCCUUCGCUGCAUCCCAAGGUUGGCGCUUCCAGAAGACGUCUCUGCCAUUGAGAAAGAGAUGGCGCAGCUGGCCAAGGAGCUGAGGCAGAAGAGGAUGACCCUUGGGUACUCGCAGGCCGACGUUGGGUUCGCCGUGGGGCCUCUUUUUGGAAAGGUCCUUAGCCAGACGACCAUCUGCCGCUUCGAGGCCCAGCAUCUCAGCCUCGCCAACAUGUAGAAGCUGCUACCGCUGCUGAAAAUGUGGCUGGAGGAAGUGGACACCGAGAACCUUCUGGGCUUAUGCAACAUGGAGACAAUCCUGCAGCAGGCUCGGAAGCGGAGACGGGCAAGCAGGGAGACUCGCAUCGGAAACUCCCUGGAGAGAGUCUUCCUGCAAUGCCCAAGGCCCACACCGCAGCAAAUCAGCAGCAUCGCUGGGCAGCUCCGGCUGCAGAAGGACCUAGUCCGAGUUUGGUUCUAUAACCGGAGCAAGAUGGGCAGCCAGCCAACCAAUGAUUUCUCCCCACCAGAGGAGGUGGGGGCAGCUGGCUCUCCUUUCCCAGGGGGACCAGUGUGCUUUCCCCUCGCAUUGGGGCUCCAUUUUGGUUCCCUCCACUGUGGGGGCCCAUACUUUACACCCUUGUACUCCUCCACCCCGUCCCCUGCGGGGGUGCCCUCCUCUCUGCCCCGACCACCACUCUAGACCUCCCCCGGCUUUGAAACUGAGGGGCCUGUCCUUAUGGGGGUGGCCAUACUAGUCCCUGAGGUUGAUUACAGGGCUUUUAGCGUCAAGUUCUCCAUUCACUGUGGGAAGAAGUUAAGAGUACUAGGGGAUGAGGGUGGGAGUUAUUUGGGAAUAUUAUGGGGUCGAGGUUGAAAUUUAUUGCUGCUUUGUGUUUUUCCUCUUGUUUUUGCCUAGCAAUGGUUUUAAGGUACAUUACAAUACUUAGAUGGUUUCGGA